Molecule: messenger RNA, 851 nt
Organism: Rubroshorea leprosula
Lineage: Eukaryota; Viridiplantae; Streptophyta; Magnoliopsida; Malvales; Dipterocarpaceae
Source: the annotation of a GenBank genome assembly
CAAACGAAGGGCAAAUUUGUAAAAAGAAACACCCAAAAUUAAACUUAGGGUUUUAGUUGAAGAUCCAGGAUUGAUGCAAUACUGGUUUUCUGAUUCAGGGAUUGUGCUUGAAAAUGGCAGCAAUUUAUAGCCUUUAUAUCAUCAAUAAAUCGGGUGGUUUGAUCUUCUACAAGGAUUAUGGUUCUAAGGGGCGCAUGGAUACGAAUGAUAGCUUGAGAGUGGCAAGUUUGUGGCACUCGAUGCACGCAAUCUCUCAGCAGCUAUCACCCACCACUGGCUGUUCCGGCAUUGAGCUCCUUGAAGCUGAUACAUUUGAUCUCCAUUGCUUUCAAUCCCUUACUGAAACGAAAUUCUUUGUGGUUUGUGAACCUGGGACACAGCACAUGGAGGCUCUCUUGAAAGUCAUCUAUGAACUAUACACGGAUUAUGUCUUGAAGAAUCCCUUCUAUGAGAUGGAGAUGCCUAUUCGAUGCGAACUCUUCGACAUCAACUUGACACAGGCGAUUCAGAAGGAUCGUGUUGCCUUGUUGGGACGAUGAACCCAUUCAACAUUACCAAAUUGUUUUUCUUUUGUUAUCUUCAUGUGUACAUCUCCAGUAUGAAAGGUUCUGUGCCAAUGCUGAAGUAUUUACAGCAUCGGAUUAUUAUUAGAGUUGUCUUUUUCAAUUAUUGGUUCAAAUGGGCAAGUUUUAAAAUCUUAAUUUCAAUAAGAAACAUAAACUAUUAGAUGAAGAGGUCUUAUGAAUUGUGUUUUACAAUCUAGUUCUAGUAUAGUCUCAACGUGGCAAAACUCUAUAUUUAGGUCUUUGAAUUUUCUCUAGUUUUAGAUUAAGUAAAUGAAUCUUUAAACU